GGAAGGUAGGCUUAGAGGACUCGAUCAACGGCGGUUACACGUGAGACUAGCCUGACGGAUGGGUCAGAAUAAUCGACCAGAGGGCAUAAAUGACGAAAGAAAUGAGGUCUAGUAGCGGGCCCUGGGGCGUGAAGGUGGGAGAGGGGGGAAAAGGCGACCGGAGUCUUACAGGAAGCCCGAUGGGUGCACCCUUGGACGACGUUGGCAAGAAGGGUGACGGGAGAGGGAAGAACAAGGUAUUCCGGGGAACCGACAGCUUUGAGGGCUGCAGGCUGACAGUUAAGGUACGGCAAAAACGCACUGGGCAGGCAGUGGUAGAUGUAGAAUUGGAGGGCGCCGUCGAAGGGGAGGAAGACGGAGGGAGGAGAGAGAAGAAGGGAAAGAAGAGUGAUAGGAGGAAUGGAGACGGGAGGAAGAGUUUUGGUCAGGUCAUGACGGAACAGCCGUAUCGGCUACUAGUUCAGGUAAGUAAAGCCAGUAAACCAAUGAAAGGAUCGAGUUGCAGACUUCAAUGGCGCUUAUUCGCCUCCCAAAUUUUAUCCUGA
Molecule: messenger RNA, 545 nt
Organism: Aspergillus costaricaensis CBS 115574
Lineage: Eukaryota; Fungi; Ascomycota; Eurotiomycetes; Eurotiales; Aspergillaceae
Exons: 5
Coding region: 90-545 (151 amino acids)
Source: RefSeq, a predicted model, not a curated record